UGAAAGCCUACAAGGAGAUUUUCACCAUCCAUCGUCGCUCUGAAGCUUGUUCAACCCACAGGCCACAGGAAAGUGAAGCAAUGUGACCAUGGCCGCACAGCUGCGACUAGAAGUCCAUGGUGACACACGCUGGCUCACGUCACAAGACCUGGUGGACGAACUCGAAAGGCGUAAUAUCUGUGUGAACGUGGUCGGUCGUUAUGAAACCCGAACUGGACUGGAGUUCAUCGUGGAGGCACCAUGGGACGUGCUCACCACGCUUCUCCAUCAUCCCGGGACGAUCAAGGGCUUGAGUAUUUCCGCUGCACCUCACGCGCCAUCAGUGAGCUAUGGCAGCUAUGAGAAGCGACAGCAGCGCCCAGCAGAGCAGCCUGACCACAGUUCAUCCACUCAGCACACCCCAGGGCCAAGUGCACAGCCCACACCACGGCCUAGAGCCAGGAAGAGAACCGGAAGUGCGGUGCAAGAUGAACAAGCGGGGAAACCCAGUUCACUCCAUGCCGCUAGCAGUCAACAUCCUCCUCUGCAUACCACACCAGACACCCACAGUAGACCUGGGCAGGCACCGUCAAAUUUUUCCACACCCCCUGCCGAGUCAGCUCAUGCUCCAGACUCCCGCCGUGCCACACCAAGACGCCCACCUGGAGUUGAUGAAGAUUGGAGCAGGCCCCCCAGCGCUGGUGGCCACUUUGCUGCCAGAGAAGUCGAGCCUUCACAUGAUCGCCCAUCAUCUGGCUUGCAGUAUGGAUACUCGCAGGGACAGCCCUGGGAACACGAGCACAGCUAUGCUGACAAGGAUGCACAUGACCGUGUGGAGAACGAGAGCCGCACACCACAUCAGUACUCCACACCUGGUACAAAUCACCCCGGUAGAGGAGCUGCUCCGGGGGCAGGUAACAACCACAGGCCGUACCAGAACACACCAUAUCAGCCGCAACCAAUGUCAAACAGUGGUGUUUUUGCCGGACCCGGUUCUGGUGGAGCAGCCGGCAGUGACAAGCUGUUCAAUUCCACCUACCCUCAACCAAAUGGCAGUCGUACCCAUGCUUGGUCUGACCAUUCUGAGACUCCAAAGUAUGGUGAGAGCAUUGCGCCUAGCCCAGCGAGCCCAUCUGCUGCUGCUGUCAGCCCACCAAGCGCCGACGAUCAAGCCGAGGUUCUGGUCACUGGCGUACCAUGUGAAAAGUGGAAACUCGUGCCAAUGUACUUCAAGAGAAGGAUGAAGGCAAGCCGAAUGACUGGUCAUGACAACCUACAGAUGAAGGAGCUGAAGUGUGAGACAAAGGUGGUGAUUGCCUUUCCUAGCAAGGCUGCUGCAGACAUGUUUGUUACCGAGUCCAAGCAUGAAACUGGUGGUUACGCGUUUACUGUGAGCUCCUUCGACACUGCAUCCGCGGAGAAUGCAGUUCACAUGUGUAACUUGUCACAAUGCGAUAAAGACUUCAUUGAAAUGGUCAUCUGUGAUGAGCUUGGUGAUGAUCCCAUACGGUCAAUUGACAUUAACAGCCAGCUGCGCCAGGCUGUCAUUGAAUUCCGCAAUGAAGGAGAUGCUGACAAGGUUUCUGCUUUGGAACCACAGGCGCUGGAGCUCCUAGGUACUGAUGUCAAAGUGGCUAAAGUGUGCCUUCAACUUACGCUGAUUGCUGGUGGACUGAAUAGCUUACCUGAGAGAUCAGUCGAUAUGUAUUUCCGGAGUGGCGCAGCUGGCGGGAGCAAGCUUGUGCAAGUGAAAAACAGACAAGAAAAUGGAGUUGCGCUGAUCCUUUGCCCUGACAAGUAUGUGGCUGCGUCCCUGACCGAUCGAGAGCAUCAUAUCAUCGACAACAUUCUCACUGUGCGGCCAUUCUCACUGGAAGCAAUGCAAUCCAUCCUGGCGCCAACCAAUGAGACAGCGGGGCAAGUAGUACCUUGCGAGGAGCAGGCUGUCACUGAACAGACCAAGUCAACAUCUGCGACCACUGAAUACAUGGACGAUCAUCUGCUUGUUCUUGACAUACCAGGUGACAUCAGCUGGGAGCAAGGCAAGCUGAAGUUCUACAUGGCUGGAAUGGCUGGUAUCAAACCAUCUGACAUCCAUCCACCGCCUGAGUUCCGAUUUGACCGUGCCCUUUUCCGGUUCAGAGCAUCAAUUGACUUCGACCUCAUUGAAUCCAGCUGCGCAGACUCGCCAUUCGACGAAGUAGGACGGCGCUAUUUGCGAGUUCGCAGAGUCAAGUCACCAUGCUCCCUGUACGCGAAGUUCCCGGGCGAGCGUGACGAGGUUGAGUCUGAUGCUUGGGAGUUGCUCAGGCCAUCAAACCCAGUGGCCGUGACUAAGCAAUCGCGAGAUAGCGUCAGAGUUACCUAUGAUGACCCAGCAGCUGCAAGGACUGCCAAGACCAGCUCUGCCAUGUCCGGCAAUCAACUUGAAUGUUCGGAACAGUUUGAGGGUUUCCAUUUCCCUGCUCGUGAAGAUGACGAGAGAAAGAUGCGACUGAGCAGCAUGCCUGAGAAGGUGGAACAGCCUAUACCUAACACAAAGGCUGCAUUCCUGAAGUCCUGCAAACCAUUCAAGGAAAUGCUGGUCAAGGAACUUCAUGAUAUCCAUGCAGAGUUCACCAUCAAUGGAGAUCACAUUGUGGUGCGGCCUGGAAGCAAAGCGCUAUACAUAACACACUGGGUAGAGGCUGUCAAUGCGGCUUUAGCACAUGCCUUCAAGCUGGUCCAGGAGGCCAAAGUGGCUGUGCCAGUCGAAUACCAUGACAUGCUGCUGGACUGGUGUUCCGAAACACUGCUGCCAAACAACACUGAAGUGGUUGCGAACCCAGAGGAGGCAUGCCUGCAUGUGUUCAGUGUGGAAACUGACGCAUCUCAGUUUGUAUCACUACUCGCCAAACAAGCAAAGAGCACGACCAAAAAAGGAACAAGCGACAUUGGCAACGUCAAGGAAGAUGUGCUGGAGCUGCUGAAGAUGGCUGGAUGCAUAGAGAAUAUUCAGACCGCAACACGGGUGGAAAGCAUUGUGGAAGAAGAGAUCAAACCAGGCAUAUUCAAACUCACCAUCUCGGGCCAAGAAAAGAGGGUGACCGAUGCUUCAAACCAGCUCAAGCAGGCUAUCAAGGAAGUAAAGACGACGGUAUUGACGUUUGAAAAUGAACAUGUUCGUCAACUAAUGCGCUCUGAAGCUGGUUUAGACUACAUCAGGCAGUGUCUCGAAGGAACGAAGUGCCGCUUGAGAACUACCAAAGGGCAAAGUCAGCGAGCAAAAGUGGAAGUUCUCUACCAUGAAGCUGAUGAGUAUGAAUAUGACCAAGCUGUGGAAGACAUUCAUGCGUCCCUCACAUUCACUGAGAUCGGCAUGGACAAGAGUGAACUGACAGCAGUUAAUCGUUUUGAUCUCAAGUCCGCCAUUCUGGAAUCCAGAGCAGAGUUGGAAGCUAGAUUGUUUCAAGUACACACUGAUAAGCGCACAUCAAGUAUUCACAUCUGCGGUGAAAAGAGCGCCGUUUCCGAAUGUGAAGAAGAGGUCAGGGUCAUUCUUGAAUCAAGGGGACGACAGACGGUGGUGUUUAAACUGCGUGCGUCCCAGUUUCAAUUCAUGAAGGAACACUAUGGCGAACAGAUAGAGACACUGAAAGCUAAAUCGUCUACAGUUCACUUUGCUGACCGCAACAACCGUAUUGAGCUCAAAGGACCAAGUGAAGAUGUUGAGGCAGCUCACGCCGAGCUCAAAACUUUGGCUGCACGGUACCAUGUGCAGAAGUUUCCAAUGGCAAUGCCGGGCUUAAAGGACCAUCUGAACAACGCCGAGUACAAAGCGCAGGUUGUAGACGAGGGGAGGAACUCCAAUGUGGACGUUGACAUCAUGUCCCGGAGUGAAGCCGAGAUGGAAAGUGAAGAGGAAUCCUCAGACGAUGGCGAGGCUGACGAAGUGCCCAAUGGCUUGGCCAAACACAACCCAGGAAGCGCCCAACUUAUGGCGACGUACAGUCUGCCGGCAGGAAAGCAACUAUUGGUGUACAAAGGUGAUAUCACCAAGUUUCACUGCUCGGCCAUGACAAAUGCAUGCAAUGAACGCCUUCAACAUGGUGCAGGAGUGGCAGGGGCCAUAUCCCGGGCCGGUGGUCCGGAUAUUCAACGAGAUUCAUCUCGCCAUGUUCGGCAAGUCAGCGGUGGCCAGUUGUCCGUAUCCGCUGUGUAUCGCACAAGAACUGUUGGUCGUCUACCCUGCAAGGUCUUGCUACACGCCGUGGGGCCCAGAUGGGACCGUCAUCAGCAGCAGAAGUGCCGAUCGCAGCUUGCUGAAUGCAUGCAGAACGUCCUACAGGAGUCCCAAGACCUGGACACUGUAGCCGUGCCCGCAAUCUCCUCAUUGAUUUUCGGCUUUCCAGACGAGAUCUGUGCCAGUGAGCUGGCCAAUGCCACGGUGUCAUGGCUGAGUGAAAACCCAGCUUGCCGUUUGAAGAAGGUUGUGUUCAUUGACCUCAGGCCCGAAAUACUUGAACUACUGAGUUCAGAAUUGGCCCAGUGCUGCGAAGGUACAGACAUGGCUGCCCAGGAAAUGCUGAAUGAGCCACCAUCACACCAGCGGCCCAAGCCAAAGUCACGAAAAAAGUCAAGAGCGGCACCUGAGAACCCAGGGAUCUUCAACAAAGUGAAAAUGGCGGCAGCAUACUUCUUGCCCCAGAAGGCAGCGCAGCCUACACGUAUCUGCAAGCUCUCGCCGAAUGGAAAGGGCUUGACCACUCCAGAGGGAGUUGCUAUCGAAGUUCAACAAGGAGAUAUUUCUCUUUGUCAGGCUGAUGCCAUUGUCAAUUCGUGCGGAUCAAGUUUGCAGAUGAAUGGAGCUGGUCCUACUGCCGCAGCUAUCAGCAGAGCAGCAGGGUCUCGUCUGCAAAAAGAAUGUUCCAAGAUUGUACAGCUGGCCGGUACAUUCAAGGUGACCAAGGGAUACAAUCUACAAGCCAGCCACGUGUACCAUGCUGUCCUGCCGAAUUAUUCUGGGCACGAUUCAGAGCAGGUGUUGGAGACGGCUGCGAUCAACAUCAUGAGGGAUUCUAACGAGAAAGGCCUGGCUUCACUUGCUCUGCCUUCGUUGGGUGCCGGUAACAGUCACUACCCUCCCGGACGUGUUGCUGAGAUUCUCAUCGGCUCUGUGGUCAAGUUCAGCAAGUCGACGUCAGUGCCACGAUUGCGCAAGAUAAUCCUGUGCAUCUUUGAUCCGAACAUGCACUCCAUCUUCCUAGAUGAGAUAUCAACCACAUGCGACAAUGGGGCAGGUGAUGGCGACUCGAGCCCCGACAGCUCCUCUAGUUCAGAUCAAUACUCCGAUGAAGAUUCUCAGGCGCCUUUGCAAAACCGCCGAGCAACUCUGGGUGCUCAGUCUGGCCAGCACCGCAGCAGGACUCAACAGCCGGGACCACGGAAACGGACCACGUCCAAUCGUCCAGCUACACCUCCACUUCACAACGUUACAGUUGCACAGGGUGACAUCACGGGUGAGCAAGUUGACGCCAUCGUCAUCACUGCGAUGAGCGGCCUGGACAUGUCCAAGGCGAACAUGUCCAAGAAUGUAGCAAGAGUGGCAGGCCCAGGGGUUCAAGGUGAGCUGAACACGAUAAAUGGCCGCGGCAAGAAGAAGACCAAUCCUGGUCAAGUGAUUAAGACCAGUGCUGGCAGUUUACACAGCAAGUACAUCCUACACGCCGUUAUGGAGUAUGCUGAAAAGACCUCUUCACCCACAGACUUCCUCAAAGCCAUCGUUACCAAGUGUCUGGAUGAGGCCAGCAAACUCCGAUGUACCUCAAUUGCAAUUCCUGCCUUGGGUGCUGGUGGCCUGAAUUACUCUGUGCAAGAUUGCGUGCAGGCAACGUUUGCAGCCAUCGAAGCUUUCGACUCACAGGCUGGAUCGAGUACAGUGCAGACCAUACGACUUGUGAUGUAUGACCAAAGGCAUGUUCCUCCAUUCCAGGCUCACCUGGACCAAGUGCGGUCGGCUUCUGGCGUGACGAACAGACCGGCUACCCGGACACAACGUAGUUUGGUGAAUAAACCAUCAUCCAAUGCUGCUGCUGCUGCUGCUGCUGCAUGCAUUACAACCAAGGUUAAACAAGCUGACAUUGCAACAGAGAAUGUGGCUGCUAUCGUCACAACAGUCAUGCCCGAUCUGCAGAUGAAAAGCGCAGGAAUGUCGAAAGCCAUCUUAGCCGUGGCUGGUGACUCCGUCCAGAAGUCACUGGAUGGCAGAAAAGCCAAGCUGAAAACUGCUGCUACGCCAGGACAGGUGUAUGAUACAUCGGGUGGAAACCUGAAAAACAUCAAGCACAUCCUUCACGCUGUAAUGAACUAUGCAUCAAAGGUAGCAAAUCAAAAGCAAUUCAUAGAAGAUGUUGUCCUGGGGUGCCUGGAGAAAGCAAGCCAGCUAAACUGCCCCUCCAUCGCCAUUCCAGCACUCGGAGCGGGUGGCCUUGGCUUUGAUGUGACACACUGUGCCGACGGCACAAUGAAUGCCAUAAGAAAGUUCAGUGCUCAGUCCAUGGCACGGACCAGCUUGAAGUCUAUCCUCCUGGUGGUGUACGCACCUAAUCACCUGCAACCGUUCCAGCUAGCUGUCCAGAGCACCGCACAAGCCAUGGUGUCAGUUGGUGCACCGCCUCCAUCUCACCCAACCACUCUUCAGGACGAGUUCGAAGUCACCGCAGAGACUAUUAGCAGGCAAGAGGAAGUCGAUGAGCUUGACUUUGAAGAGGAUGAUGACGAUGAAGAUGAUGCGCUUGACCAGGACCUGGAUACUGAUCCAAGGGCAGUACGCAAACAGGAUCGACUUGACCGAAUGGCAUACAAAAACAACUCCGAAUUCGAGGAGCAAGAGGUCAUCUUCAAGCUCACUGGCCCUGAUAGUAGAUCCACUCGGUCGACACAGAAGCGAAUCCAGAGCCGAAUCAGUAGCACUCUGAAAUCAUCCAUCUUUCAACAUCCAGACAUGGAACUUCUGUCGGCUUCUGAUGAAAUGCAGAUUGAGUUGGGAGCUGAGAAUCGCAGUGUCCUGUUGAGAUACAAGGACACUAACACAAUUGUCCUACAUGGCAACACAUCAGACAUGGCUCUGGUACAGGCACAAAUUGCUGAAAAGUGUAACAGUGCACAAAGUCAACUUCGGCUGGAGGAAAGUCGUCAACGUGAAGCUGGCUUCGAAAGGCUGGCAAAUAAGAAGCAGAAAGAAGCUGAAGCAACAAAGCGCAAAGCAGUAGAGUACUUGAAGAAAAAGAAAGACCCCUUUCCACCGUACUGGACGGCCAGCGGCAAGGAGCGAUACCAACUAGUGGACCUUCAAUCAACAGACCGUGAAUACAAGGAAGCAGUGGAGUUGUUUCGCAAGACAGCCACAAACAACAUAACACGUGUGCAGCGUGUAGAGAAUCCAAACUUCUACGGUCGCUUCAAGGCGGUAGUUUCAGAUCAGAAAAACAAAGAGCAGCACUGCAGUGGCAAGUGUGACAUUAAGAAGCUGUGGCAUGGUACUGUUGAUGACAGCGUCGAGAUGAUCACAAAUACUGGCUGGGAAAGAAAUUUUGCAGCAGGACGUGUCGGUGCUAUUUAUGGCCGAGGGAACUAUUUCGCGCGUGAUGCUUGUUACUCAGUCAAUUACGCAGCUCCUCCAACUGGCUCGUCUACAUGUCGAAUGAUACUGGCUCAUGUUGCUGUUCUUGAUAUGGUGCAAGGUCAUGAUAAGUUGUUCGUACCACCGUGGAGAGAGGAUGGCAAUCACGAGAAAGGAAAGGUGAGCGUCGCUGUGGAUAAUGUCAGCAAUCCUUCGAUCUUUGUCACCUACAUGGACGGCCAGGCGUAUCCUGCUUAUCUGGUUCAUUUUACAAAGUAGAGUCAGUGUGGUAUGAUUCAUCUCACCCCCCCCCCCCCCCCACACACACACACACAACACACACCUCACCGGAAGUUUCACGAUGUCACGAACCUCUGCUACAGCUGGUGCAGAGGCUGUUAAUUUGAAUUUGACCUCACCAUGAAGCAAUGCACUUCAGCAGUUUGUUGAUUCUUCCAUUCAUUUCCACAAUAUUUCCCAGCUGUUUUCUACAAGAUGCAGUGUGCGAGCUCACCGCUUCUCUUGGUCUGCCUCACUCUCCCUUACCUGCCCCUGCCUGAUGCUCUCUCUCUCUCUCUCUCUCUCUCUCUCUCUCUCUCUCUCUCUCUCUCUCUCUCUCUCUCUCUCUCUCUCUCUCUCUCACUCACACACACACACACACACACACACACACACACACACACACACACACACACAUACACACACACACACACUCACACACACGCACACACACACACACACACACACACACACACUAUCUCUAUCUCUCUCUCUCUCUCUCUCUCUCUCUCUCUCUCUCUCUCUCUCUCUCUCUUCAAUCUAGAUAGUGAAUGUAGGUGAAAGGAAUUUGCACCCGGUUGGGUGUAUUCUGCGCUAGCAGACCCACCCUCCCAAUACUUUCCCUUGUGUCUUUUUUUUAGUAUUCUGUAAUUUCUGUUAUCACUGGUUGGGAUCAGAUAUUAUCAUGAUUAUUCUAUUUUGGCAGUGUCCAGCCCUAAGUUCCUAUGCAUGUCUUACAUGUUCUAGCUGUGCAUAUACACACUUAGUCCUGUCUAUCCUCACGUAUUAGCGUCAGCAGCAUUGUACUGCUUGUAGACCACAGUGUACAUUGCACAGUAUUCUAGCUAGCCGCUUGCGUUUCAGUGCUGCUAUCGAGUACACCUUCGCCGAUGAGGAGCCGCUUCCCGUUGGCUACAUACUAAUUAUGAUGUGCAUGAGGGAAUGACUGCAGACCAAUGCUGCAUCAGGGGUGUCGGAACCGGUGCGGCAGGUGCGGCCAAAGUCGCACCAAUACUUUUAUCUUGUGAUUUAUGAAGCAAUGAAAUAUGGGCUAUUUGGGUCCAAUUUUCCUAAAACAUCCCCCCCCCCCCCACCGCCGCCUUUUUUCAUUAUUCGUACCAAUGCAGAAUACCGUCCGACAUCAUGUGCAUGUACCCUUUCCCCCUUUUCUUUGCAAUCUGCUUUUGCAACAAUUUUGUGUUCGCAUAUUGCCCAAUUUGGAGACAUCACUUAGCAUUUUUUUUUACUGUAGAAUUUGUUUCUCUUGUUACUUUUCAUUUGCCAUGACGGUGUUGGUCUUCGUGUACACUCAAGAUAAUACUUUGAAGUAAUGAUUGUCACGAUGUUGGA
Sycon ciliatum is the source of this 9208-nucleotide messenger RNA. RefSeq names its product protein mono-ADP-ribosyltransferase PARP14-like. Gene Ontology annotation, cellular component: cytoplasm; nucleus. NCBI's taxonomy places the organism in Eukaryota, Metazoa, Porifera, Calcarea, Leucosolenida, Sycettidae. Gene Ontology annotation, molecular function: transcription corepressor activity; NAD+-protein mono-ADP-ribosyltransferase activity; NAD+ poly-ADP-ribosyltransferase activity. Gene Ontology annotation, biological process: protein poly-ADP-ribosylation; negative regulation of gene expression. The record is from RefSeq and is a predicted model, not a curated record.